This is a messenger RNA of Closterium sp. Naga37s-1, 1218 nucleotides long. Lineage: Eukaryota; Viridiplantae; Streptophyta; Zygnematophyceae; Desmidiales; Closteriaceae. The record is from the annotation of a GenBank genome assembly.
GACAUUUACUACCGCAAGGCCAAGGAGGAAGGCUGGCGGGCCCGCAGCGCGUUCAAGCUGCUGCAGAUCGACGAGGAGUUCGACAUCCUCAACGGUGUGUCUAGAGUGGUGGAUCUCUGUGCCGCUCCAGGCAGCUGGUCGCAGGUGCUGAGUCGCCGUGUGUACCUUCCAGCAAAGAAGGGUGCAGAGGAAGCAGCCACUGCAACACGAGCAUCAGCGGCAGCACAAUCCCCUUCACUGCUCCCACCUCUAGCACCAGCAGCAACAGCAACAUCGGCAACAGCAGCACCAGGGGAGGAGGAUACAGCAGCACAGGAGCAACAGCAGAGCGGUUCGGGUUUUGGCCGGGAUGGUGAAAGGGGCACAGGGGGCGGUGGGGAAUCAGGGAGUGAAGGAACAGAGAAUGCGAAUGCAGAAGCGGAGGUGAUGACAGGGACAGAAGGAGCCAGUGCAGGAGCAGCAGCAGCGGAGCUACCUUUAAUCGUGGCCAUUGAUCUGCAACCAAUGGCUCCGAUCGAAGGCGUGAUUCAGAUUCAGGGGGACAUCACGAGUGCCGCCACCGCUCAGUUGGUCAUAGAUCACUUCAAGGGCCGUCAAGCGGAUCUUAUCAUAUGCGAUGGAGCUCCUGAUGUCACCGGUCUCCAUGACUUAGAUGAGUUCGUGCAAGCACAGCUCAUCCUCGCUGCGCUAGUAAUAGUGACGCACACGCUGAGGCCGGGGGGUUCGUUUGUGGCGAAGAUAUUCCGGGGCAAGGACAUAAGCCUGCUCUACUGCCAGCUGCGUGUCUUCUUCCACCAUGUCACCUGCGCCAAGCCCAAGUCCAGCCGCAACUCCUCCAUCGAGGCCUUUGUGGUGUGUCGGGGGUACCACCCACCAGAAGGAUUCCACCCGUCGCGGCUGAGGGAAGUGUUGCAUGGCACUGCCGCCACCGCUGCCGGGAAAGCAGCUGCCCUUGGCUCAGACUGUCUGUCUGCAGGACUGGACGGCCCAGAUCGGCUGUUUGUGCCCUUCCUAGCAUGCGGCGAUCUCUCAGGUUACGACGCCGACCAGUCGUACCCACUCAACCUCCCCUCUGCAAACUCACACCCUCAGUCUCACUCCGACUCGCACGCACAGACAGACAGUGCAGUGCCAUACCGGCCUCUAGCACCAGUGCAGCCACCCAUAGCGCCAGCAUACAAGACAGCACUAGAGAGACAGAGGCAGGGAGCAAGGUGA